GCGACACCCUAGUAUCUUGCACCGACAGCUCUUUCUGCGAACGACUAUGGCGAGUUCUCCGAAUUACUAUGACAUCUUGGGUGUUUCGAGCAACGCCAGCCGCGAAGAAAUCCGCCGCGCGUACUUGCAACAGGCAUUGCGAGUUCAUCCUGAUAGACUGAAGGAACCUAUUGCAAACACAGCUUUUCAAAUGCUGCAAGGUGGGUCGCAAGGUCCGUCUCAUCUGAUGGUCAGAGGCGUACGAAUGCCUCUUUGACAAAGAGAGCAGAUUACACUACGAUCGCAGGCUCGAAGACGCUUCCCGAGCCAAGAAGCGGUCGAAGGCGGAAGCCUGUCGUACACCAAGUCGCAUGUCAAACGACUUUAUCAUCUUCGUCCCGAUCCCUGUAGGUGUGACUCGGGAUGGUUGGACGGGGAGCCAACGACC
Messenger RNA from Kockovaella imperatae, 427 nucleotides. RefSeq lists its product as hypothetical. Gene Ontology annotation, molecular function: Hsp70 protein binding. Lineage: Eukaryota; Fungi; Basidiomycota; Tremellomycetes; Tremellales; Cuniculitremaceae. Gene Ontology annotation, biological process: cellular response to misfolded protein. The transcript has 2 exons. The record is from RefSeq and is a predicted model, not a curated record. Gene Ontology annotation, cellular component: endoplasmic reticulum membrane. The coding region runs from base 47 to 256 and encodes 69 amino acids.